AUGAUUGAGAACAUUCAUAACAAGCUGCAACAGUGGUUUCAUAAUCGAUGUGCGGCAUCACAGAGUUACACUAGCGUGUUGGCCCCAGUUCAAGAGGAGAAACUCUUUAAGGUGGCAGAGGUUGCGAGUAAGUUAAAUGUGGAAGCACUAGAUGAGCUCCACGUGCAAUGUUUGCGGUGGUCAUGUAUCAAGGCUUUGCAGGGAGAACAUUAUGCUCUUUGUAUUAUACGACUGAGUAUUGGAGAACAGCAUAUGCUGAGACUAUAUUUUCUCUGUCGAAUGAAGCCGAUGAAAUCAGACACAGACCACACUCACGCAGCCGGCAACCACAGCUCCACGCCUGACGGCUCAUCGCCUCCAGAGUCCAGACAGUUAUCUUCACAACAUCACCCGUUCACCCUACUACAAAAACGCACACAGCCGCGAGCUUCACUGCUCCUGCCUCCGACAGUCCUACCACUAUUUGAGGUAAAUGAAAUACCGAAUCAUCUUCUUCUGCUUUCGCUGUAUUUGAGUUUUUCUGUAUUUGAAGGAACUGAAGUGCACGCCCAUGUUGAAAUGUCUUCCCAGGGGUCAGAAUCUUCCGUUCCUACUCCCCCCGCUUCAAUUGGAAGUGCUUCUGCUUCAAUUCAAGUUGGAGAUACAUCAACAAGUACACCAGUUACUUCACAAAGUCCAAGUGAGAUAAAUGCAAAUCCUAUUCAUAUAGAUUUAGGUGAUGAUGAGGAGAUGACUGAGGAAAAUAGAAAAAGAAAAUUGACCUCUUCAAUGUGGCAGCAUUUUAAGCUACAGAGAAUUAAUAAUGUGUCCAAAGCAAUUUGCAAACAAUGCAACAAACAGUUAGGGGGUGAGUCCAAAAAUGGGACAAGUCAUUUACAUGCUCAUUUAAAUAGAUGUCCUCUUCAAGGUCAGAAGGAUGUCAAACAGAUGUUUUUGAAUCAAUUUAAAGAACCUAGUGGUAGGAUUGCAAUGGGAGCAUUUAAUUUUGAUCAAGAGAAAGGUAGGACGGAACUUGCAUAUAUGAUCAUCCUACACGAAUAUCCUCUUUCAAUGGUUGAGCAUACUGGGUUUAGAAAGUUUUGUAAUACAAUUCAACCAUUAUUUAAAGUUUUUUCUCGUAAUACCAUCAAGGCUGAUAUCUUGAAAAUUUAUGAUUAUGAGAGAACAAAAGUAAUGGGCUUGUUAGAGAGGACCAAUAGUAGAAUAGCAGUCACCACUGAUAUGUGGACAUCCAAUCAAAAGAAGGGAUUUAUGGCUAUCACUGCACAUUACACAUAUGAUUCUUGGAGGCUUCAGAGCCGAAUUUUGAGAUUUAUAUAUGUCCCUUGUCCCCACACUGCUGAAUCACUGUCUACUGUGUUAAUGGAUUGUCUAUUUGAUUGGAAUAUUGAUCAGAAAUUGUCUACAUUGACUAUUGAUAAUUGUACCACGAAUGACGCUAUGAUUAACAUUAUGUUAGAUAAGCUUUCUCUUGGUUCUUUAUUGUUGAAUGGUGAAUUUUUCCACUUGCGGUGUUGUGCACACAUAUUGAACCUGAUAGUAAAGGAUGGUUUGGAUGUCAUUAGCCCGAGUGUUGAGAGAAUUCGCGAUAGUGUUUCAUAUUGGUCAGCAACACCAAAAAGAGUUGAAACUUUUGAGGCAGUUGCACGACAAAUGAAAAUCCCUUGUGGAAAAAAGUUAUUAUUAGAUUGCAAGACUCGAUGGAACUCUACAUAUCUAAUGAUUCAUACUGCUUUGCUUUACAAAGAACUUUUUCCUCGACUAAGGCAAAGAGAGCCUCAUUACAGAAGUGUACCGAGUGAGAGUGAUUGGGAAUUGGCUACAGAGAUUUGUGAUAAGUUGGAGAUAUUUUAUGAAGCGGCUGAAUUAUUUUCAGGAACAAAAUAUCCUACUGCCAAUUUGUACUUUCCCAAUAUUUGUGACAUAAAGUUGGCAAUCCGUGAUUGGAGCACAUCAUCUUGCGAUGAAGUCAAAUGGAUGGCGUCAAGCAUGAAGGAAAAGUUUGAUAAAUAUUGGAGUGGCAUGCAUAAAAUUCUAGCUGUUGCAACUAUAUUGGAUCCUAGAUACAAGAUGAAACUAGUUGAAUACUAUUUUCCUUUGAUUUUUGGAGAUGAAGCUCAGGAAGAGGUUGAAAAGAUUAGAGCAUUUGGUCAUAAGUUGCUCAAAGAGUACAAGAGACCACAUCGUUCGACAGAAAAUACAUCUUUGUUUCCAUCAUCUUCACAAUCAGAGUCGUCUACUAGUAGUGGAAAACAUUCUCGCAUGGCUGGUUUUGAUACAUUUGUUAGUCUUUCUGUUACUGCUGAUCAUGUAAAAACAGAGUUCGAUGUUUUUCUAGAUGAGCCAGUGUUGCCUAAGGUGGACGGUUUUAAUCUAUUGACAUGGUGGAAAGCAAAUUCAAUAAAAUAUCUGACUUUACAGAAGGUUGCAAGAGAUUUAUUAGCCAUUCCAGUAUCUACUGUUGCAUCCGAGUCAGCAUUUAGUACAAAAAAUUCUGGUCCUUCAUCAUAUUCCGGAGCUUGUGCAAAGUUUGAUGACGAGAAUGUUGAUGAAGAGGAAUCAACUUUGAGUUUUGACGGAUGCCAAUAA
Olea europaea var. sylvestris is the source of this 2589-nucleotide messenger RNA. RefSeq names its product zinc finger BED domain-containing protein RICESLEEPER 2-like. The transcript is spliced from 7 exons. The record is from RefSeq and is a predicted model, not a curated record. NCBI's taxonomy places the organism in Eukaryota, Viridiplantae, Streptophyta, Magnoliopsida, Lamiales, Oleaceae. Gene Ontology annotation, molecular function: DNA binding; protein dimerization activity. The coding region runs from base 1 to 2589 and encodes 862 amino acids.